Molecule: messenger RNA, 2523 nt
Organism: Drosophila virilis
Lineage: Eukaryota; Metazoa; Arthropoda; Insecta; Diptera; Drosophilidae
Source: RefSeq, a predicted model, not a curated record
GUCGAAAAAAAACCGUUGAAGGUGUCGGACGCGGGAGUAUUGCGCGUUGUCAGUUCAAGUGUAAAGAAAUUUAACAAUUUGUUACAACGAAUUUGUUGUAAUUGUAAUAAAUAAUGCGGCAUACGAUGUGCAAUUAAAUAAAUAAGGUGCCUAUUAGCGCAAACGGUUGAAUUCGUGCGAAACACAAGCCAAAAUAUAAAUGAAAUAUUUCGUUUAGUGAAGCAAACGCAAACAAGCAAAACGUGUACCAGUUUCUAAAUUGCAUUUACAAAAUAUACACAAAAAUUUUUCAAUAAAAAAAAAAAUCUAAACAAACGCAAUCGAAUUCAAGAAAUCGUUUUUGCUAAGCUCUUUAUGCUGCCAAUCGCCGCUAAAUAAACAAAUCUGGCAUCAAUUUCUCGACAACUGCUGCCGCUGCAACAACCCAACAACAACAACAACAGCAACAGCAACAACAAUAACAACGCCGCCAUCACCCACGCCAGUAAAAUGAAAUCAAAGCUGAAAGCUGCGCAGCUGACGUCGCCGUUGUCCAGCAACGGUAAAUGGAUGCUGGUCUCAGCGCUGCUGUUAGUUCUGCUGGUGGCCGCCACCCAAGCAGCUGAAGAGAAAUCUGUGAAACCGUCGGCGACAGCACCCGCAUCCGUAUCCUCCACAUCAGCGAACCGAGAUGAAAUUUAUAUCGAUGACGAUGAAGGCUCCGGCGGACGUGGCGGGAUACACGAUGAUCUAGAAAGCGAUCCGAACUCUUCUGGCUCUGGCUUUGGACCCGAUGACGAGGACGCCGACGUAACCGAUCGUCAUUCGAGCUCACACAAUACGCGUGUGCAGAACGUGGCCAAUACAAAUAGUAAGCAUAAUACGAACGACUACGACGACAACAACGACCUCAUCUCGAGUAGAGUCAACCAUCAUAAUCAAAUCGACAUCAACAACAAGAACAAUAUCAAUAAUAAUAACAAUAACAAUAUCAAUAAUAAUAACAAUCAUCAAGCGAAUAGUGGCACAAUCAUUGGUAGUAGCACCAACAACAACAACAACAACAACCAGAACCUGAACCUGAACCAGAACCAGAACCUGAAUCAGAACCAGAAUCAGAACAACAACGGCAUCAUCAGCAGUGGCACAAUCGCAGCUAACACGCCAACACCAACAACACCAACAACAACCACAACAACACAAACAACAACAACCACAAGCACCACCACCAUCAAACCCCAAAUCAACAAUGCGCCCACUGUCAUCUCCUCAGCAGCGGAGCCAACUGGCACCACGAACUCCACAACCAUAUCCAGCACACCCUCAACUCCUGCCAUUAAUCAGUCCACGCCCACAAUUGCAACGGGUCGGCAGCCGGUGUUGCCCGAUCGGGAUGAGGAUGAUUCCUUUGAUCUGGAUGACACGCAGGCGGGCAGCGGCGAUGGUGAAGAUGACGACGAUGAUGACAAUACUGAUGAUAAUGAUGAUGAUAAUGGUGAUGAUGAUGAUGCCGAGGAUGAUGACGAUCAGUUAGUUGAUCCACAUCCCGAGAGCGAAAUCAGCCAAACGAGACACACAAAUCUGGACAAGUCCAAUGUGGACACAAAUGAACGCAAGCCCGUUGUGGAUGAUGACGAGGAUGGCGACGAUGGGCGACUCAUCGAUUUGGAUGACAAUGUGGAUGAGGACGAUGUCUACACAGAGAUCAGUGUCAACAAGGAUGUGACCCACACAGCCGGCGGAUCGGGCGGCAGCAGCGGCAACAGCAACGUCCAGGAAUUGGACCCGAAUACGAAUAUCAAUAGCCAGCCCACAGAUACGAAGAUCAUCGAGCACAGGCCCGGCGGCAGCGGGGAGGUGGUCAUCAUGAGCGAGGAGGAUCGCACGACAAGUUUCUUUGCGCAGCCAGGCAUCUUGGCUGCUGUCAUUGGCGGCGCCGUUGUUGGCCUGCUGUGCGCCAUUUUGGUUGUCAUGUUCAUCGUUUAUCGCAUGCGGAAAAAGGACGAAGGAUCCUAUGCGCUGGACGAGCCAAAGCGUUCGCCCGCUAACAAUUCCUAUGCGAAAAAUGCGAAUAACCGUGAAUUCUACGCCUGAGAUAAUGGCCAAGCGCGCAGGUAUUAAGCUGAAUGGGAGCAGCAGACAGGAUGUGACAGGGCGUGGCAGUCAACAGCAAUUGGCACGGGUUCGAAUGCGAUUAAAUAAGCUCAGCUCAAUACACUGCGCGAAAAUAGCCCAUUUGUGGCAACAACAAACUAACAAAACAACAACAGAAACAACAACAGAAGCAACAGCAAACAAUUCUUGAGAAAACACACAAUUUAUUCGUGAGGGGUAACAUUUAAACAUAAAAGCAAAAACAAAAGAAAAUUCGGAAAAUUUUCAAACUUACCUGUAAGUUAAAUGCGUCACACACCCAACCACCCACACACACACACACACAUACAUACAACAAGCAGUGUGUGCGUGCGUGCGUGCGUGCGUGCGUGCGUGUGUGUGUGCAAACUUUUCUAAUUAAGUAAGUUUUAAGCAAAUUGUGUAAUACAA